This is a messenger RNA of Archocentrus centrarchus (flier cichlid), 1345 nucleotides long. RefSeq names its product enoyl CoA hydratase domain containing 3 (gene echdc3). The coding region runs from base 50 to 940 and encodes 296 amino acids. The record is from RefSeq and is a predicted model, not a curated record. Gene Ontology annotation, molecular function: hydro-lyase activity. Lineage: Eukaryota; Metazoa; Chordata; Actinopteri; Cichliformes; Cichlidae. Gene Ontology annotation, cellular component: mitochondrion. The transcript is spliced from 6 exons.
CGGAAGUGACCGCGAAGGUGGCGCAGCAGCGGGCAUAAACAGGAUAAACAUGGCUCGCAGCUUUCUGUGCAGAGCCGUCGGUGUGCUUCAGCUCAGCAGGAGGGCAGCUCUGCUGUCCGGCGCUCGUUUUUACUCCCAGAGUGAAGCGGAGCCGCUGACCGUCAGACACCAAACCAGCGGAAUAAGGAGAAUAAUACUGAACAAUCCUAAGAAGAGGAAUGCUCUGUCUCUGUCCAUGCUCGAGUCCCUCAGAGAGAACAUCUUAGCUGACAUUGACAGCGAGGAUCUCAGAGUUAUCAUCAUAUCAGCCAAAGGUUCGGUGUUUUCCUCUGGGCACGACCUGAAGGAGCUGACGCCUGCUCAGGGUCAAGAAUAUCACGCAAAGGUGUUUAACACCUGUUCAGAGGUGAUGACUCUGAUACAAGACAUACCUGUUCCAGUAAUCGCCAUGGUGAACGGUGUUGCCACAGCAGCAGGUUGCCAGCUUGUUGCCAGUUGUGACAUCGCUGUCGUGACGGAGAAGUCCACCUUCGCUACUCCGGGUGUCAACGUGGGCCUGUUCUGCUCGACGCCGGCGGUGGCCAUCGGCAGAGCGGUGCCGAGGAAGGUUGCAAUGGAGAUGCUGUUCACAGGAACCCCCAUCUCAGCCCAUGAUGCUUUGCUGCAUGGUCUGGUCAGCAAAGUGGUGCCGGAGGAGCGUUUGGAAGAGGAGACAUUAGCUAUCGCCCAGCGGGUCUGUCAAACUAGCCGACCUGUCGUAGCCCUCGGCAAGGCCACUUUCCAAAGACAAAUGGCUCAAGGUCGUGAUGCAGCGUAUGCCACCGCCUCAAAAGUGAUGGUUGAUAACCUGGCUCUGAGAGACGGGCAGGAGGGGAUCCGCGCCUUCAUAGAGAAACGCAAACCAGUGUGGAGCCAUAGAGCAGAAAAAGCCCAUGAUUGACAGACUUUAUCAAAUUAUGCAGUGAUUAUGUUGGCUGGAACGUGAUUUGCAGUCGCUGGUGUAGCUUAAUUAGUGCCACUGGAGUAAUUAGCACCAGCCGCCAGUGAAAGUAUGGGGCUGUUAGUAAAAUCCAUUGUUGACUUCCUCCUUUUCACUGUAGCUGUAGAUGAGCCAUUGUGUGCCUUAAAAGAUGUUGUGAGAGCAUUGAGAAGGAACUACACUGCCACCCUCCAGAGCAAAGAUGAGCCAUAACAGACUUGUCAUGCUCAAUAAUGCUUUCAGUCCAGUUUUAGUUGCAUUAAAUAAGGUUAAGAAUGGGACGGAGAAUCUUAGUGUUGAGCUAAGGAUGUAUGAAGUGUGCUUUUUGAUUUGUGAUUUGUGAUGGAAUAAAUGGAAGAUAAUAAA